Molecule: messenger RNA, 2824 nt
Organism: Chaetura pelagica (chimney swift)
Lineage: Eukaryota; Metazoa; Chordata; Aves; Apodiformes; Apodidae
Gene: EVC
Product: Ellis van Creveld syndrome
Exons: 21
Coding region: 1-2793 (930 amino acids)
Biological process (GO): smoothened signaling pathway
Source: RefSeq, a predicted model, not a curated record
AUGGCACAGAAGGAUGAUUCCCAGAGACUUCUGGAAAGCUUCAACUCUGAUGAAAAAGAGCACACAGUCACAAAAAGUAAAGCAGAACCCUAUACGUCAAAAGAGGAAAUUCUGCUGGAGGAAAGUGAGUCUCCUCUGAAUAGUAACAUCACGGCAUUUGCAUUAAAGGCAAAAGUGAUCUAUCCCAUCAAUCAGAAAUUCAGGCCUUUGGCAGAUGGCUCAUCCAAUCCAUCUUUGCAUGAGAAUCCAAAGCAGACGGUUCUGCCUAAUCAAGUCAUGGAGACAUCUACGUCAGGCAGCCUGGGAUCACUCAGCCAGGGAGACAAAGAAGACUGCAGCUCCUCCACAACUAUUCAUUCCACAACAAGUGAUGAUAGAUUUCAGGCUCGAGCCUUCCUGAAGGUGACCAGCUUCCCUGAAGUGCUAAUAUGUGAGAGUUUUGAUGUUAAGCUGUGCCUUUGCAGUCUUAUUUUAAAAGAUCUCAUGCUUCUGGAUACUGAAAUCAGAAAAGAAAAACAUGUGAUGUUUGUUCAGGUUCUCAAAAUAUACCUCACAGACUUGCGUCAUAAAAAGAAAAUUACUGAUGAUUUGUGCAAGAAGAUCCUUUUAAAUCAGGAAAAUGAUUUUGAAGAACUACAGAAACAACUUGACUCUAGACUACAGAAUACUGAUAUGUCAGGAGCCCAUAAUUCAGAGUACCAAACUCUAGAAGACUUAGAAAGGAAAGAAAGAGAAUAUUCUGAGCACAUAAUAGAUAACAUGGAAGGUUUCUGGAAGCAAACUGACAAAGCCCAGCAAGCUUUUUUGGACCAAUCAAAAUUCUCAAGUGCCAAAGCAACAAAAAUAACAAUGGAUCUGACUGAGAAGAUGAUUGCAGUAGAAAGCUUAUUAAGUGAAUAUCAAGAUUUGCAGGCAAUGGACAUUCAGGAAAGGUUAUUCACCUGGGAGGUUAUGGUAAAAAUGAUCGAUUCACUGAAGUCCUAUAUACCAGAAGAGUGCAAGUGUAGAUUAAAUAUUUUGUCAAAUAUCCUGGACCAUUUAACUGUAAAGAAUAAACUGUCAGUCCGACAAAAGGAAGAACUUCUAACAGAUCUGCACAAGGCCUUCUGGGAUCAGUUAGCACAUUUCAGUAAUGAGUGUAUCCAGCAAAGUAAAGACCUGAUCUUGAAGCAACUGGAGUGCCGUGCAAAGAAGAGGGAAGAGUUCAAAUGCAGACAGAAAGCUGAGCAAGGGGAUCUCCUCAGUAAAACUUUACACAUUGAAGAAAUUAAUAAUUUUCUUAAGACUUACCAUGAGCUGUUAGAGAAGCAUCGGCAAGCACAGUGGGAACUGGAGGAGGAGGAUGACUGCAAGAGCACAGAGGCCAUUGCAGAUCUCUACAAGGAUCUGUACUCUAAAGCUUCCCAUGCCUUAGCAGAACUGGUCACAGAGCUGUUUCUUCAGACCCUGCCUGUUGUGACUGGUCUUUCUGUAACAGAGUGUGAGCAUCUGAAAGAGGAAUGGCAGGAGAGCUUGGCUCCUCAGCUGGAGAAAUGGGAGACCCACCGCCAGAGACACUGGAAGCUUUUCCAGGAACAGCUGUUGCAAGAAAAGAAAAUAUGGUUAAAGGAAUAUGCUCUGUCUGCUGUCAUGCAAAAGCAUCUGUCUGAGAAACAAGAGAAGAUAAUUCAAGGUGUCGUAAGCAGACUAGGAUACAUCAGUGAUGAGUCUGUUAACUAUAUUUUGCAAAAACACCGACUUCUGCUGUGUUCAGUGCUCACAAGGCUGACCCUCCGAAGAGCUGGAAUGGCAGCCCUGGCCCGCAUGAGACUCUCCAGAAAAAAGAGCUUACUUCAAGAACUGAGAGAGCAACAUACCCUGCAGAAAGGAUCCUCCCCCUGCCAAGACGAGGACCAGUGGCAGUUACAGAAGGCGGUGGAGUCCCAUAUUAUGGAAGAGGAGGAGAAGCUCGAGGAAGAAACACAGCAAACCCAUUUAGAAUUUCACCAGCAACUAGUCACAGAAAUUCAAGGAGCUCUUCAGUUUCUUCAGCAGCACAUGGAGCAGAUGAUUGGGCAGACACUGCUGCAGCAUGCCCGACAGGAAGCUGGAAAAAAGAGUUCAGAUGAUGGACAGGACUUCAAGAAGCGACUUGUGGAAGCUGCUGUAGAAAGUGUGUAUGGGACCAGCAAUAAUAUCAAUAGACUGGUGCAAAACUACUAUCAGCAAUUAGGAAGAAUCACAGAAGUCUAUGAAGGAAAAAAGCUUCAACAAUUGAAAUCCUUACAAGCAGAAAGAAGUGAAAGGAACAGACUUAGGAAGAAACAAGAGAAAGAACUGGCAUUGAAAGAAAAGCAGAACAAAGGCCUCCUGAAUGUAUCAUCCACAGUCCAUCAAAGGAUGGUGCUGCAGCAAAUGAAGGUUUUGUCCCAGUUUGAACUGCAGCAGAAAAUUCGUCUGGAGGCUCUGAAACAAAAGCUGCUGGGAUUACAUCACCUGGAAACUGAGUUGGAAAAUCAGCUAAAGGAAGCUGAGCAGGACUUUGUGAGCGAGGUGGCUGCACUGGCCCGAGUUCCAUUGGUGGUGAAAAAGAAGCCUUCAAAAAGGAGCAAGCCAGCAGGGGAAAAAACAAACUCAAAAAUAAAGAACUUUCCAUCACCAGAAUCAGAAGACAAAGAUAAUUCUCAUGAAAACAUUAAAGAGCCCCCUGGAUUGACUUCUGACUUAUGCAGAGAGAGGUUACAGAGUCCACAUGAAGGGGAGACUGAACUGAGGAAAAACUCAAAGAUGCUAAAAAAGAGAAGCAACAGGUAGUAAAAGCAUUUAUAUGAGCUGUCUGAACACA